UUCUCUGAAGAUAAUUCUGCUUUUGUAUUGAUAUAGCCAUGAACCUUGGUACCAUAUUCGUUUUCCUGGUCAUUGGGUGCGUCGCAGAUUGCUCAAGGAUCCUUGCAAUAUUUCCGUACCAAGGUCAAAGUCACCACAUAAUGUUCGAGCCUCUGAUGAUCGGUCUGGCACGCGCCGGUCACUCCGUUGACGUUGUCAGUCAUUAUCCUCCGAAGAAAUCAGUGGCACGAUAUAACCACAUAAGCCUGAAAGGAACGCUGCACAAUUAUGUAAACAACGUAACCGCAGGCAGUGCUUCAAUCCACGGUAGAGUCUAUCACCUGAUGAACUUCCUUUCCAAUCAUGAAGCCAAAGUUCUCUGCGGUCUGAUGCGAUUGCCACAGCUACAGAAAGUCGUCAAUGCAGAUACCAAAUAUGACGUCAUGAUCACCGAGAUACUAGGAUCAAACUGCUACCUUGCUAUGGCUCACAAAAUGAAAAUUCCGUUUAUCGGAAUAGUCACUAAUGUGGUUUUUCCCUGGGUUAUUGAUCCGGUCUUCGGUGACGCGAAUCCCAGUUUUAUUCCAUCACAGCUGUCGACUUUCACAAACGAGAUGAACUUCUUUGAACGCGUGGAGAAUCUUAUGAUUUACUUGUACUCGAGGUUUCUCUUCUAUUAUUGGGACUCAACUGUAUCUAAUCCAUUGGCUAGAAAGUAUUUCGACGAUCUUCCACCCCUGAACGACAUCUACUACAACAUCAGUUUGGUGCUGGCCAAUAGCCAUUUCAGUAUUCACGGUGUCCGUCCUGGGACUCAAGCCAUCGUUGAAGUGGCAGGUCUCCACAUCGACGAAAGCCAAGUGCUUUCAGAGGAAUUGGAAAGCUUUUUAAAUUCCUCCAAAGAAGGGGUCGUGUACUUCAGCAUGGGGACGUUAGUGAGGUCAGACACGUUUCCGGAGAAAAAGCUACUAGCGAUGUACGAAAGUUUUUCGGAACUUACAGAUUACAAAGUGCUGUGGAAAGGUAACCUGAAGGACAUGCCGAAGCCGCUACCGUCUAACGUAAAAAUAGUUUCAUGGGUGCCGCAGUACGCAAUUCUCCGUCAUCCAAAAGUAAAGGCUUUCGUAACACACGGAGGUGCGAUGGGAAUCCAGGAGGCGAUACACGCCGGAGUUCCAAUGAUUGGGAUUCCUUUCUUCUCUGACCAGUCAUUUAACGUGAUGGGAUACGUGCAGAGAGGUUUUGGCGUUCACCUUAGCUACCAUGAUAUAAGCAAAGUAAGCUUCUCCGAGGCCUUGCGUGAGGUGUUGUGGAACCCAAAGUAUCAAUCGAACGCAGCCCGAUACUCAAGAUUGUUCAGGGACCGUCCCCUGUCGCCAAUGGACGAGGCAAUUUUCUGGAUCGAAUACGUAAUUCGUAACGGAGGCGAGCCGCUGAGAUCCUCGGCUCGUCAUCUCAACUGGUUCCAGUAUUACUUAAUAGAUGUGAUUCUAUUUUUAUUAGCCAUAACAAUUCUUGUUAUCGCAGUUGUAUUUACCUUCGUAAAAAUAGUGCUGCGUAUCAUUGUUUGCAAACAGACUUGCGAUCUUCCAGUGAAAGAUAAAUACUCGUAGUCACGUGUUUAUCGUAGGCAAAGUUUAUGUUGUGAAUCCUGAUUUCGAAAGAAUCCUUCAAAUAUGAAAUAAGUAUUUUU
Molecule: messenger RNA, 1672 nt
Organism: Diprion similis
Lineage: Eukaryota; Metazoa; Arthropoda; Insecta; Hymenoptera; Diprionidae
Product: UDP-glucosyltransferase 2-like
Exons: 3
Coding region: 39-1592 (517 amino acids)
Molecular function (GO): UDP-glycosyltransferase activity
Source: RefSeq, a predicted model, not a curated record